Molecule: messenger RNA, 2725 nt
Organism: Lucilia cuprina (Australian sheep blowfly)
Lineage: Eukaryota; Metazoa; Arthropoda; Insecta; Diptera; Calliphoridae
Gene: P58IPK
Product: dnaJ homolog subfamily C member 3
Exons: 4
Coding region: 481-1977 (498 amino acids)
Biological process (GO): protein folding in endoplasmic reticulum
Cellular component (GO): endoplasmic reticulum
Molecular function (GO): misfolded protein binding; protein-folding chaperone binding
Source: RefSeq, a predicted model, not a curated record
AACGAUAGAACACACGUCAGUGUUUUGAAAAUUAAGAAAAUGAAGAAAUCACAAAAAGCAAACUAUUUUCGGCAAUAGAGUUUUUUUCGUUGCAUUAUUAAUUAAUAUAUCCUACAGUGCACAUUAAUAUAAAUAAUAAACUAACAAAAAACACUUUAAAUUUUAAAAACAAAGAAAUUGAAAUUAAACAACAAUAAAAUUACACAAAAUUUUGUAAAUAAUUUAAAGGUGUGAGAAAAAGAAACAAGUAGAAAAAUAUAUUUGAACAGGGAGGAGGAAUAGCAACAAAAAUUUAGUGAUAAAAAAGUAAUAGAAAGUUAAAAGUUUUUUUUUUUGCUGCCCUGCCACGCUACCACAAACGCACAAAAAAGAUAUUUGUAGUGGUCUUAAGGAAUUUCUAGAAUUUAAUAAUUUAUAUUAAUAAUUUUGUAUUAAUGUUAAAUUGUUUAUAAAAAUCAGCUGCCAUUUGUGUAUGAAAAUAUGGUAGUAUCAUUGCCGGAUUUAAUGCUCCUAGGGGGCGAGAAGAAAUUGACAGCCUGUUUGUUGUUGCUAAUAUUGGAACUAUUUUUAGAAGGUGUCGAAUCAGUGCCCAACGCAGCCGAUAUAGAAAACCAUUUAGAAUUGGGUAAACAGUUUUUAGCACACAAUCAAUUAAGUGAUGCUUUAACGCAUUAUCAUGCCGCUGUGGAGGGUGAUCCCACUAACUAUUUGACUUUGUUCAAACGUGGUACUGUUUAUUUGGCAUUGGGCAAGACUCGUUUUGCUAUACAGGACUUUAGCCGGGUUUUGGAAUUGAAACCUGAUUUCACAGCAGCUCGUUUACAGCGUGGUACUGUUUUUAUGAAAACAGGAGAAUAUCAUCAAGCUGCUGAGGACUUUGCAGCUGUGCUCGAAGAAGAACCCUACAAUGAAGUUGCCCACGACAGUUAUUCACGCAUUGUACCGGCCGAAGAACAAUGGGAUAUUGUACAGGAACUUAUCGAUCGUGGUGAUCAUCGUAAUGCCAUACAAAUGCUAACACAACUACUCGAAAUAUCACCAUGGUCGGUGAAAUUCCGUCAAGCACGUGCCGAUGCCUAUAUUGAAACCAAUGAUCUCUUAGCAGCCAUUUCAGAUUUAAGAUCGGUUAACAAACUAUCACAAGACAGUACAGAAGGCUACUAUCACCUAGCUUUGUUGCUGUAUAAAAUUGGUCAUGCUACUAGUGCUUUGAAAGAAAUACGAGAAUGUUUGAAAUUUGAUCCAGAACACAAAGACUGUUUUCCCUUCUAUAAGAAGUUGAGAAAAGUGGAGAAGGGUUUGUCGGGUGCAGAGACAGCACGUGAUGAAAAACAAUAUCAAGACUGUAUAACAUCUGCGGAAGCAGCAUUAAAACAUGAAAAAGAAGAAACCAUGGUGAUAUACGAGGCUAAACGUUUAUUGUGCACAUGUUAUAUGCGUGACGAACAAUAUGCCAAAUCGUUGGGCCACUGCAAUGAUGCAUUAGAGAUUUUGCGUGAUGCUCAAAUAUACUGUGAUCGUGCCGAGGCUUAUCUCGGCUCUGAAAUGUAUGAUGAUGCCAUACAUGACUUCCAGGAGGCCUUGGGUCUUGAUGAAAACCUACAGAGAGCCAAAGAGGGCAUAGAGAAAGCUAAAAGACUGCAAAAACAGGCGGAACGCAGAGACUACUAUAAGAUCUUGGGUGUUAAGCGUAAUGCCAGUAAACAGGAAAUUGUCAAAGCCUAUCGUAAGGCAGCACAAAAAUGGCAUCCCGACAACUUUAAGGGUGAUGAAAAGAAAAUUGCCGAAAAGAAAUUCAUUGACAUAGCCGCCGCCAAAGAAGUGCUAACAGAUCCCGAAAAACGUAGACAAUUCGAUAGUGGUCAGGAUCCUUUAGAUCCAGAGGGUCAACAAGGUGGUCAUGGUUUCCGUGGUGGUAGUCCCUUCCAACACUUCCAUCACGGGUCACCGUUCCAGUUUAAGUUCCAUUUUAACUAACAUACACUUGCAGAGAUAAUUAAAAAGGCAUCUUAAGCUUAAUUUUUAGUCAAGUUUGUUUAAAUUAAGUUAAUUCAUUAUAGUCAUGUAGGUAAAAUUCUUAAUACGUUUUUUUCAUUUUUCUAAAACAAAAAACAAAACAACAACAACAACUAAAAUAGUAAACAAAACUCUGGGAGUUUAUAUUUGGUAAAUUUACAAAAGGACCUUUUUUUUUAACAAACAAAAAAUGUUAAGCAUUUAUUACCGUUUACAGUUUGGCUUAAUCUUCAUAUAUCUUCUUUAAAGAACUUUGUAUAGUUGUAGUUUUUAAAAAGUUAAUUAACUAAAUGCUCUUCUUGCUGUUGAAAUAGUUUGAAGAUUUUUAAUUUUUCCUAUUUUUUUGUUUACAUUAUAAAACCUCCAUUUGCCAUCGAUCAUAUCAACAAGUUUCCUUUUAGUUUUCUUUCUUUCUCUUUCAAUCUUGUAAUUUUUGUUUGUUUUUGUUUUCUUUUCUUUUGUAAAUAGUAGGUUAUUUUUAAUAAAAAAAACAUAUAUGAAAAAAAAACUAAUUUAUUAAUAUUAAAAUUGAACAAAAAGUUCAGCCUUUUUUGUGUUUUUGUAUCCUGAAUAAAUAAUAAAAAACGAAAUUAAAAACUACACUCUUGAUAAGUGGCGAUCAUUAUUAACAAUAAUAACAACAACAACAACAAAUAAGAAUAAUAAAAGAAACGAAAAGUACUAAAUUAUUAAAAGUAGUUUUAAAAUA